Rotaria sp. Silwood1 is the source of this 1038-nucleotide messenger RNA. The record is from the annotation of a GenBank genome assembly. NCBI's taxonomy places the organism in Eukaryota, Metazoa, Rotifera, Eurotatoria, Philodinida, Philodinidae.
AUGGCUCUAAAAUCGUGGCAACAUUCUGAACAAAUUCAAUGGAUGUGGAAAGCGAACGAGAAUGUUUUUGAUUUAACACAAGAAGCUGAAUGGACUAUGUACACAGAUGUCGAAAAUCAGAUAAUAGAACAGGCUUAUCAGAAGAGGAUGCCAGAAGCGCUUCUUGAUCAAUAUCAUGUUAAUUUUGAACAUCUUAUGCAAAUAUCUAACAAGGAUGAGAGACAACAACGACCUGUCAAACGAGUCGCUGUGGACACUUCACAGCAGAUGCUAAGAAAGGAACGUUUUCUUGCCAAACCUCUCACUCCUUCGAAACCAUUCUCUGAUUCGGAUCAACUCGAUUUUCUCCUUGCAACUCAGAAACAUUUUAAUAUAUCUUCUGAUUGGGAUGAAAAUGAAGAAGAAGUUCGUAUGCUCGUCGACAAGGCUGCAGAAGGUAUUCUUAUCGAAGGAAAGCUGUUGGGUAAACAACGACAGGGUGAAUGGAUGGCAGAACAGUUAGUCUAUUUUAACGACGACCCCUUGGAAGAAAUAACAAAAAUGUGUGCCCAUCUCUAUUGUUUGGAGUCAUUUCUCUAUCAAAAAUUGAAUGAAAUUAUGCGUCUUACACAUGACGAACAAUAUGAACAUGUGUGGAAAAGUAAAGUACCCACUUUGGGUCCCUUCGCAUGGUUUCUCGCAAACAUGAAACGAACAGAAGAUCCUCGAACAUCGACUACUGUCUAUCGUGGUUGUAACUUAUCAACGGAAGCCAUAGAAGAAUGGAAACAAUUAUACAAAGAACAUCAAAUGUCGGGCCUCAAACGGUGUACCUUUAUUUCGUUUACAUCGACAAGUCGAAACAGAAAAAAAGCAGAGUUCAUGAGUGGAAAUGUACUCUUUAUUAUUGACAUUUGUGGUUACCGUGACGGUCGAGAUAUUUCUCCAUUCUCCAAUUAUGAUGAGGAAGAAUUUCUUCUUGAACCGGGCUUCUCAAUGCAUAUCAGUUCAUGCAAAUAUGAUGAAAACAUACAGAAGUGGAUCAUUCAUGUUCUAUCU